UUCAGAACAAAACUACCUUCACUAAGAUCAGAUGAGGUCGCUGAGGCCGAACUCAUCUUUUCGCGCUAUCCAAAAUGUCAAUCCCACAACAUUAUUGUCCAUGGAACAGAUCGCUGGUUUAAAGAAGGGCGAUAAUUCUGAUGAACAUUGACGCAAUACGUAACACAUCGAGGAAAGAGCCGAAAGGUUCCACUGCUUCUGGGACUGCAUGAGUAUUACAAACGGCAGAAUCCAUGGUUAUUGCCCCUGAUGCCAUCUCUACUAGUUCUUUCAAAUUUUCCAUUUUGUCGUCUCCGCCAACCUCUCGAAUUCGCUACCGCUUUCCUUCCAUCCGAUGGUUGAAUCCCAGACGGCAUUGUGUCUCACGCAAGCACGCAUUACUUGUCAGGUUUGAGAAUUUUAGUUCCAGAUGUUCAAUCACGGAUACGGAUAUAUGUUUAGACCCUAUUUCAACUGACGAGAUUCAAGGAGAAUGCUCAACGGUCGAAACUGAUCGUCUAGUGCCAAUCGUUCAGCUUAAAUCAGAUAUUCUCCCAACCGAAUCUCUGAACCUAUUGACUGAGGGCACAUAUGCGGAUAGUCUCUUGACAGCAUUACCUGUUUUGUCAGAAGAGGAACAACAAACCCUUGCAGCCACUCCUGCCCACCCAUCCGGAUUAUAUGCUUUCUAUUGUAGCUGCAUAGCCAGAAAUUUAGUGGAACAACUAUGGAAUUUUGCUUGGCCCUCGACCAUUGCAUUGAUCCAUCCAAGCCUUUUGCCUGUUGUGGUCAUGGGUUUCUUUACCAAACUUGCUACAAUUGUUGGAGGUCCAAUGGUUGGCAGCGUUAUGGAUCAUGUGCCCAGAGUACAAGCAAAUAAUUUAUUGAAUAUUGUGCAGGCAUCUGCUCAGUUGCUAUCCGCAAUUAUGAUCAUUCAUGCCCAUUAUAUUCGUCCUUCUUCAGUGUCAUCCCUGCUUUUACAUCCAUGGUUUAUCACACUAAUGUCAGCAGGGGCUAUUGAGAGGCUAUGUGGGGUAGCUUUAGGGGUUGCAAAUGAGCGAGACUGGGUGGUGCUGCUAGCAGGAGUGAAUAGGCCAAUCGCACUUGCUCAGGCAAAUGCUGUUCUGAAUCAAAUCGAUCUCUUGUGUGAGAUAGUUGGGGCAUCGCUGUUUGGAGUCCUUCUUUCUAUAUUUGAUCCAGUGACCUGUUUGAAAAUUGCUGCUGGCUUAAUGAUGGGACUGUUGCCUGUUACCAUUGCUCUUGCGCGAUUGGCCAACAAGCUUUCGACGAGUGUUCUUGACCGGCCUAGAUCUUCACAAACCUGUUACAAAACAUCCACUGAAGAACCUGAGCCACGUCACGAAAACAUAGUGGCUAAAGGGGUAGAAGCAAUCAAGCUAGGUUGGAAGGAGUAUCUGGAGCAGCCAGUUCUUCCAGCAAGUCUUACUUGUGUGCUCCUUUACUUCAAUGUUGGGCUUACUCCUGGCAAUCUGAUGACAGCAUUUUUAACACAGCGCGGCCUACACCCAUCCAUCAUUGGAGGAUUUAGUGGAUUAUGUGCUUUGAUGGGUGUUGCUGCUACAUUUGUUGCUUCAACACUGGUCAAGCGAUUUGGUCUUUCGAAGGCUGGAGCAAUUGGAUUAGUGUUGCAGGCUUUGCUUCUUAGCAUGGCUGUUGGUGUAUAUUGGACUGGAGCAGUUUCUCGACAGACCCCGCUUAUUUCCUUCUUGUGUCUGAUUAUAUUGUCAAGGUUUGGAAAUAUGUCAUAUGAAGUUGUGGGGAUGCAGAUUCUUCAAACGGGGAACCCCUCCUCCAAAGCAAAUCUCAUUGGGACAACAGAGGUUGCUGUUGCUAGUUUUGCAGAGUGCGCAAUGCUGGGAGUUGCAAUGAUUGCAAAUGAUGUUUCACAUUUUGGAAUUCUGGCAGUGUUGUCUCUUGCAUCAGUGGUUGCUGCGGCUUGGAUAUUUUGCAGAUGGUUGCUGAAUGGAACUGAUGACCGGAAAAGCCUUUUCUCCUGUGAUCCUCACUUAUGAUUUUUAUGGAGUUGUUCCGUUCGACAAGAACGCGAGCCAGAAUACAUAUUUGAAUUUAUUUGAUAUUGCUGGACGAGGAGGGCUGGUGAAACUUUUUCUCCUCACCAGGUUAUUACAAAUUAAUAGAUAGGCAUUGCUCGUGUGAAAAAUUAGAAUAGGUCCAACGUAUGUUUUUCCUUAUACGCAUCGUGAUUAUAGUGCACGAGGCUAAUAAUCAAUCGAAGUCUAAACAAAAUAGAAUGUGUGAAAAUUGACAGGCUUGAUGUGAAAUGAAGACAAAGCGAGUACAUGCACUGGGAUGGUAUCCGUACCCUUCGCACUGGGUCUCGCUGGUCUUGGCCUUCAACAGACUGCACCCCUUAUUUUAACAAGUAUCACACGCGCAUUUCUUCUCUCCCCGUCCAUAUAAGCAUCUUUUAAAAAAAAAAAAAAACAAAACAAAUAUUAUUUUUAGAAUAUAAGAUUUUGCUUGUAAUGUAAUCUAUGGUAUAAAUUAGAUUUUUAGAAGCUGACCUUGAACUUAAGUGAUGUGGGCCAAAAAGCUGCUAAUCAAUGACAUUUGUUUAUUU
This is a messenger RNA of Neltuma alba, 2581 nucleotides long. Its product is annotated as solute carrier family 40 member 3, chloroplastic. Gene Ontology annotation, molecular function: iron ion transmembrane transporter activity. Lineage: Eukaryota; Viridiplantae; Streptophyta; Magnoliopsida; Fabales; Fabaceae. The record is from RefSeq and is a predicted model, not a curated record. Gene Ontology annotation, biological process: iron ion transmembrane transport. Gene Ontology annotation, cellular component: membrane. Bases 234 to 2012 code for a protein of 592 amino acids. The transcript has 13 exons.